Molecule: messenger RNA, 3729 nt
Organism: Vitrella brassicaformis
Lineage: Eukaryota; Vitrellaceae
Source: the annotation of a GenBank genome assembly
UCGCCACGCCAAUCCUAUGUUAUCGACACAUCAUGCCUAUGUGCCUGCCUGCCUUCUUGAUUCACGUCCUGUCUUCUUGCUCCUCUCUGUAGCGUAUGGCACCAGCGUAGUUGCACAAGGGGACCUCGCUGCACAUGACAAUCAGACAGACACAGACACAUGGAGAAAUGAAUGAACUGCCUGUAUGUAUGUGUGCAUCUUCGCUCGCACCUCAUGAGUUUCCCUUGGCCAUCGCAGAACCUCUUCAGCUGCCGGCCGUCUCGUGUGUGGUGCAGUCCCUCUCCCUCACGAUGACCGCGCACAAAGGGCCCCUCAUCAAAGGACCCGUGAGGGGUCAGCAACACACCCCUGCGUGUACACCGGAGUAGAGACAAGCAUCCGGUGCAUUUCUGUCUGCGUCGAGUGCUCACCAGUACUGGUAUGCGUCAUUGCGGAAUAUGCCACGGUAGACAUUGGCCGACGGGCCCUCCACCAUCGCUCCCCGUGAGUGCUUCUCGCCCUCUCGCCAAUAUCCACUGAACAAGACACCAAGCUUCAUGUCGAUCGAUGCAGCCAACCCAGAAAGGUCUCCUGUCUUAUCCAUGCCUCCCUACGUAUUACGUGUAUGUCGAUCCGUCUCGGUGUGUGCAUGUGCCCCAGCCGUCAUAUUUACACCAGUGAGGCGGACCUGUGACGUGACGUGCACAAAUGUGCAAAUGGUGUCGAAGAGGCGUCGGUGCGUGCCUGCUGACCUGACGUUGGAACGCUCAUCUUGAUGCCCCAAGGCCUUGGUGCGUCAGCAGCCGAAGGCAGCCCUCUCACAGAGCCGCAAUAUGUCUCUUUAGCCUUUAAUCGAAGAGUGCCUUGGCCGUCGGGCACAUCGUUGCGGAUCAUUCCCUGCACGCAAAAUGAGUAGAACAGCCGUGGACUGGACUCGGGUGUCGUGUGGAUGGAUCGGUGUUCGUAUAUACCUCAUAGUGAUCUCCGUUGCCCCACUUGAUUACGCCAUGUCCGUUGAAUCGUCCUUGUUGGCACUCCCCGUCAAUCACGCACACCAGCUCCUUCCCUUGACCCUUCCGCCCCUCACAAAGCAAUCGCACGGCCGCAUCAGCCGUUGUCGCCCUCAUAUAAUCUACCACAGGCAGAUAUUGAGCCGAAUGGCAUCGCACCACAUAUAGGCGUCCCCUUCCGUGUGGCUCUCCCUUGUUGAACUCGCCGAUGUAGUGAUAGUGCACAAGGCGACCCCCUGCUUGGUCCGAUGUCCUCUGCACCCACAGCUUCUCUCCCCAUCCGUGCAGCCGAUUCAUGUGCCACUCGCCGCGAACAAAGAGAGGGGAUGCGCCGCUUGGGUCCGAGAUGUACUGCCCACAGCCUUGGCGCACAUCAGAGUGGAACUGGCCGAUGUACGUCGAGCCAUCGGGGUAUGUGAGUCUGCCGGCGCCCUGCCGCCGCCCUCUGUGGUAUUCGCCCUCGUAUGUGAGACCGUCUGUCUUCCGCAGCAGUCCCUGGCCGUGUCUUUUGUCUUCCAACAGCUCCCCUGAGUACCGGUCUCCACUGCUGCUUGUGAUGCAGCCUUUUCCGCUCUUCUGCCCCUGGGCGAACAGGCCUUCGUACUUGACUCCUCGCACAUCCGUAACACUGCCGGGACCUGCGUCAUAGAGAAUUGAAAGACAUGAGGUUGCGCAUUCGCCGGCUGACCAUCGAGAAGGCCCUUUCUAAAGACCCCUUCAAAGAUUGUCCCGCUAUCGAGUCUUAUUCGGCCCUGAACCACCACCGAUGCUCACAUGUAUGAGCGUGUACACAGCCCAAAGCGUUUGAUGUUCAGUCAAUGUCUCACCACUCCUUGUGCGCUUCCAUUGACCAACUGGCCUUCGUAGUCCCCCCAGCCCUUGACACAGAGCCGGCCCCAGCCACCAACAAUAUCACCCUUCCACGUGCCGUCGUAUUUGACAUGGGGGCUCCAUUCGUCAGGGUGACGGUCGCUAACAGCUCGAAGAGAUGAUGUGGGAAGCCGGACAGUCGUGAAAGUGAUGUUGGGAGGGAAGAGUGCGUCAUCGUCCGCCACUGCCGGCGAGUGAGGCUCCCCAGAGGACUCGAAGAGAGGGAAGUCGUCAGCGGAAGGGCUGUCUGUCGUGAGCAAUGCCUCUGGCGUGGCAGCCCGCGAAAUGAUUGGCUCCGGGAUGGGGAUGUUGAGGGACGGGGGGCUGUCUUGACCCCCAGUGUCGCCACACGACACAAACCAAUGUGUACCAUUGCCAUGUCUCUGAUGUUCGAGGAAGCCACCUUUGUACAAGCCGCCAUGGCUGAAUACAGAGCAGGAAUCGCUGUAGUGUUUCGCUUAGCUAUCAACACAUGCAGUACUUGAGAGUUUCAAGGAAGAUGGGUAACAGGGAAGACGGCUUGUUCCGUUCGAGGUAGUCGAUGAGCUCCCGCGCCUGCUGAUCGCCCACCUCUGCCGCCAUCAAAGGCACUGGGGGCUCCAGCUCGUCCACCUCAUUUCGACUCUCGACAUCCGCCUUUCUCACUCCCUCAAUGGCCGGUGCCGUGACAGCCCACUUCCAUUGAUCGACGUCUUCACGCAACACCGCCGGCAUGUCACCCACACUGUGGCUCGCCUGUGGCAAUGGCACUCCUCGCUCUUUCUUCAGCAGAGACACAUCCGAGCUGCUUCGCGUCAGCGGGGGAGAUGUCGGUGGGCAGACGAUCGACAAGAGCUCCUGCCAAUCUUCGAGGGAGAGGAUGGUCGAGAGGGGGAUGGGUGACAAUGCCACAGGCGAGGGCCGAAUGAUGGGAGGAGGGGAGGGGGACGACGGCAGCGUUGACGGCGUUGGGGCAGGCUCGGGCUGGCCCUUCGGCUCCCAGUCAUCCUUGAUUGAUAUGUCCUGGAGACAUGGAGGUCGACACAGAGACACAUGGACACAAGUGCUGCAGUGCGAUGCAUCCAGUACAGAGACGUGCAGUGUACCUCAGCGGCGUCUCGUCUCUGUAUGUGCAUUCGCGCAGCCUCCAAGAGGGCAUCCUCCCAGUACGCGCAUGGCCACCUGCACCAGCCCAGGCCGUUUAACAGCCCUCCGUCGAACCUUCCAACAUACACACGGCCGUCAGGAGAGUAGAGCGUCGCUAUGCCGCCUGCCGGCACGUCGUCCUGCGCACAACAACAAGGCAGCCGAUGGAAGACCACACAUAUGGACAGUCACUGUGCGUGUCUCGUUUAUGCAUCCCCACCGUACGCGGAACGGCCCGUGGUAGAUAUGUCCGUCCGUUUCAAGCAGACACCCAUCCCCCUCUCUUCUGUCGCCUCGCCACCCCGACGCUGCAAACCGACCUGCAGCCAGUGCAAACAUGAGAGCUGACACUGUGGGUGUCCAUGGCUUGACUCUCUGGAUACCAUCUCUGUAGCUGAGAAGGCCAUACCCACUUCUCUGGUUCUGGCCGCCAUCGAACCUCCCAACAUACAGGCUGCCAUCGACCAGGCUCUCGGCCUGCAGGCCGUCCCUCUCUCGAUAGGCAUACAAAGCCAGACGUGCCCCAGGGUGAGUCGUGUGCAUCGCCAUCUCGCCUCGCACAGCUCUCUGAAGGCCUGCAUGUGCGUGCACACUGCAAUGAAGCUCCGAUGCCUCACACAAUCUGCGUCUCCAAAACCGUCGCAGCUCGGCUCGUUCUCGCUCAGGAAGCAGAUUGCUGCACACUUUCGACGCUGAUGAGCCGCUCAAUUGCAGUCGAAAUGGCCUCCUUGGCGAUCUGCUGUCC